AGACAGUAAUUAUAAUACUGUAGUACUACAACUGUGGUGUGGGGCUUCAGGCCACAGUAUCUUCUUCUUACAGGAACUGAUUAUUCAUUGAUUAUUGCCACUAGUAAGAGUAAUCAGCUGAAAAAAAAAGAUGUCGGCACGAUCCGAAGAUGUCACAGAUGUGGAUAGCAUCUGGGCGGAGAUGCUGGCAGAAAACAAGCCUGCGCGCAACACGCGGUCAGUGUCUUUGGUAAAUUUUGACGCUGCUAUUGGAACCAAGAAAACAACGAAAAUUAAGGGAAGUAGUAUACAAUUGUUACAUCGGGGUCUGGGGUAUCCUACUAACCUAUACUAUUCUACAGUGACAGUAGAAGAAUCAGAAGUGAGGUGGAAAUUGUCGAAUUGAUGUCCAGUGGUGAACGAGAAAGACACUCAUAGAGCUUUGGAUAAUAAGGACGGGUUUCAAGCUACUCUCAGUCUGUAUGGUUCUGGUAUUUGGUAACCUGAAUUUGAUCAUAAGGGAAAACAUUUUGGUUUUUGCUUUCUAGUUAGGUGUGCUCCACCGAUAUCAUAAGGGAAAACAAUUCCCUUAUGAUCGAAUUCAGGUUCCCAAAUACCGGAACCAUUCACAGUCUCUGACUCAAAGAGAGCUUCUGUAAAGAAGAGGGCUUACAGUGAGUUCUUAACCUACCACCUUUAAGAAAGAGGCGAAACAGUUCAAGUUGCAGGGAGGUUAUGGCUCUGUCGGGGGCUCAGUUGAACUCGGUGAUGAUAAGCCUGCUGGAGGUAAGAAAAGAGAGCAGAAAGCGGCAGUGAGUGGCACCGCAAAACAAGAUGCGACUGGUCAUUAUGAUGUAGGUUGUCUUGUAGACUUAGCGGGGAAUGGUGAAUCUCUUUGGGGAAUGCGUUUCGAAGCUCUAAAUCCACCUUAGUCAGUGACGUGAAAAAAAAGUCAAGAUCAUCUGUUCCUUCUCUUUUUCUAGUUUGGGCUCCAUUGGAAUGAUGGGUUCUUGGUCGCGGACGACUGAAUUUACAGAAACACGCUCUAAAUCAAGAAAGAAAGAAAGCCAGUGCUUGGCUCAGGUGGUAUUGCGUCACUGAUGGCUACAACGAAAAGUGCGAUUGGGGCAAAGAAGGCAAGGGAAACUGAUUUCGCUUGGUUGCAAAACUACGGUGUUGCCGCAACUGGUUUAUGUGAAGAUUCUGAUACUAUGUAUAGAUAAUGACAAUUUAAUUGGAUUUGUGGAAUGUGGCAAGUUCUGAACUGAAAGAACUAGUGCCCUUUGUUCUUGUAAGUCGUUAGAGAGUGGUGAGGGUACACGGAUUUAUCACCAACCCAGCGCGGCAUAGUCAACUAGAACCCCUACCGAUUCUGGCAUUGUCUAUCCUAUGAUUGUUUCCACUUUCAUUCUGCAGCGAAGAUAGCAGUGUUAAACAAGGGCUGGAGCCUCAGUUUGAACCGAUCGCAGAGAAUGUGCCAACAGAUUCUGCCGAUGCCUUCAUUGCUCAUCUACAAAGGGACAUCAAUUGUCUGGAUUCCGGGAACGAGGUUGAGUUGAAAGUUCGCCUGCGCGCAGUGAAAAAGCUCGAGCUCAUUUUCGUGAAAUUAUGGCGGAGGUGAGUAGUUUUUUCAAGGUUCGAUGGCGAAUGCGAGUGCAAGCAGUAUCCUCGGCGCCGGUAUAUGUGAGGGAGUACGAGUGCAAGUAGUUUUUUCACGAACAGAUGACCACGCGGGAAGAUCGCUGCUACAGAAGUAACAACUGAGCCUGAUCUAUCAAUAAAGCUACCACGACCUCUCGUCUAAGAAAAAAUCAUGCCGAGCUGCCCUCCAACAUCCUGGACGUGGCACUUGAGGAACUGACGAAGCCACUUCUCAAGCGGUUACAUUAUGGCCUGGUAAUUUGGAACUCGAAGUAUUUUCUCCUGUAUUUCUUCUCAAAGACCAAGGGUUUUUAUUUUUGUCCACGCUUACUUGGCCUUACUUUCAUUUAUGACGUGACGGCUCCGAGAAAAUCCGGGAAAUUGCAACGUCGGUUUUGAGGACGCUACUCGAACAUGCGCCGAAAAUUGACCACAGUUCUCUCCAGUUCAUCGUGCCCAUAUUGUUAUGCUGAUGGAGGAUCUUGUUGCUUUGAUUGUUCAGCGUACUAGUCCAAUUGAUUAAAGCAUCUGGCUCAUUGCUUGAAGGUUGUACUUUAAUGUUACACCCCUUCUACCUUUUUUGCGUUUAUUUCCUAGAUAGGUACAACAGCGACAAUAUUGGACUUGAGUCCAUACUUUGUGGUCUAAUUUCCGUUUCCAGAUUGGGAUCCGAAGACCUAGACGGAGUAGCGCACUUGCCUCCUGUUAUGCGGCCGAACCCAGAGCAAAGGCCUGUAGAGAUUCAAAAGCCAGUAGAGGAGUCAGAGGAAGUGCGGAAACAGUUGGCCUUGCUCAUACAGGCUUUUGCUACACGGAUAAGCACUCAACAGGUGCCUACUUUACAAUUCUUGCGAAAGAAGUAGCAGGAUAAGCAAAUUUGGCCAGGAAUCAAAGAUAUAUUUGUUUUUGCGGCCUGAGGGGAGACUAUUCUGAGGGGCGAAAGAGAAGUUGUAUUAGUUAGAAGAAGACUUCUUCCCUACACACGCACACGCACAACGAACAACUGAAAAAAUAUCCCAACGCCAGGUAUUGGGUUUUAUCGACGAAUUGACCGGUCUGCUGCGAGCACUUCUUAUGGAUUCCUACGCUGGCGUGAAGAUGCUUGGAUGUGAGACGAUGACGACCUUCUUAUGAAAUAACAAAAACAGCGCUGACUUGAAGAUAUUCAUGCCGUUAGUACACGUCCUGCAGGUGCCUCCAUUUGGGUAAUAGUCAACCUCUACAGAGCCGCAAUAUCUUACGGACCUCUUAUGUUCUGCAGAGCAACAACAUCCCACACCCCUGCUUAUUUCAUACCCUUGCUACAACCACAAAGACGUUCUCCUGCACUUUACGGAGCCCAUGGGUCGCAGCAUUACGAGCUGUCUGGUCCACAAUCACUUUCGGCUGCGUGUUGCGGCGCUGCAGGUACACCUUAGUCGUGGAUAGAUUGUUGCAGAUUGUUGACCCUACUACAUAGUUACAAGUGAUGAGUUUUUGUGUGGUCUCUUGAAGUCGACCUUGUGACUCGCGACUACAAAAAUCGGUAAUUAGGAAGUCCUAACUUGCUGAUGGCCAUCAAGAUUGAAAUUUAUGAAAUAAUGAAAUAGUCGUGGACUGAGUGUGGAACUGAAGAUACAAAGAUCUUUUUUUAUUCACCAGACUUUGACCGCAGUUUUACAUUGCGGAACAUGGAAGCACAAUCACGAAGUAGUGCAACAUCUUGUGGCGUGGCAGGAUCCGAAUCAAGUGCCGAUCAAAAGCUUCUACGAAUCGCAUACUACCGUGAACUACUUCUCCAGUCUCACUUUCGACCGGCAUCCAGCAGUUAAGGCUACCACAAGCUUUACAACAAGCUUAGCAGUCUACAACAAUCUUAAUGGACUACAGCAAGAAAUUAUCUAAAUGGAGGAACGCUCGACGUUGGGGGAGCCGAAAAGAGGAACGCUCCUUGGUAGUUCGUUGAUUUGUGGAGGAGAGUACUAAAUACUCGCGUCAAACUACUCUAUAGUAGGGGGAAGCGACUCCAAGGGUAGGCUAUAGUAUCUAGAGAAUGUUCCACCAUUUUGGGUCACAGCCAGAGGUCUAAUUCCGUUCGUCGCUUUUGGUUUGAAACGCUGGCCUUCUGGCUGCUCCGAUUACCGGAUCACGUUGACCACGAACCACACAUCUUCCCGUAUAUCUUGUCUUAUGGAAAUGGAACGCGAAAGGGUGACUAAAACAUACUGGGUAGUUAUUGAAAACACUGCGAAUAGGAUCCUUUUCAACAACUCUUCUGAGGGCACAGUGCAUCGCAUAGUCUGGGGGCUGACAUCCUCAUCAGUGACAGACUCCAUGACGAUUUACUGAGCAUCAGAUGUACUUAAACAUAGUGUCAAAAACUUCCAUUUUCAAGUGCCGCCAGUUGUCAUCGACCCCACGCGGUGUUGCUGAAAAACAUCCACGCAGUAGACAUCGUGUAGGUCUCUACAAGCUCCAAACAUCCACGCAGUAGGCAUCGUGGAGAUCUCUACAAGCUCCAAACAUCCACGCAGUAGACAUCGUGUAGGUCUCUACAAGCUCCCAGUGUCUACAGAACUAACGACUAUCCUCUAACUACCUGGUCUCUAUGAUGAGAACGAGGAUAUCGCCCUCGAGACCUUUUGGUUGUUGGAGGCGUGCGGUGCGCAAUAUGAGAUCGACAAUGAAAAAGACCUCCGAGAAAAAAAGCAGUACGGGUUGGAUGCGGAAUGGACCUACAUUAUGUGAUGGGAAGUAGUUUAUUCUUUUGUGAUUUCAGUCAAUUGCACGGGGCAGUGGCCGCUGAUAUUUGCAGGGGUUGGGUAGAACCGAUCUUCACUAAGAAACACACCUGUCUUGCCGAGAAGUACCUUUUUUUUGAGCAACCUAGCAAGAUUUCGGGUUUGCUACCAUUUCUUUAUAUUGCGUUCCACCCUCGAAAGACUGAUGGCCUUGUUCAGCUCCUGAUUUCCCUUUCCCACAUCUCUAAAGCUAAAGGCAAAGUUAUUGUGCCUUUCCCGUUGCAAGGGCGCUGGCGUAGGGAGAUACGGAAGCGCACGCAACCUCAAGGCCCUGACUUUCAGGGAGUGCGAGCCAAGCAAACCCGUGCCAUCGAUUUGGAUGAAGAAGACGGAACAAGCCCUGAUAAAGAGGACCUUGUGCAGUUGCCGCAGAGAGAGUACUUUUUCCUAUGUUUUAUUCAAGAAGAUGGUGCGUAGCAGUAGUACUUUGUGCCGUUGUAGUUUUCGUAGAUUUGGUAUGACUUGAUGUGAAGAUAUUUCUCUAGCCUAGGCUUCACCGGAAGCAGUACGAAGCAUCAUUCGACAUGUAGAACUCGAUGUUUGAUUCCCAAUCUCUAGUAUGGAAGCAGCAGUUACAACCAGAAGUUGUAAAGUCAUUAGUUUCGGAAACGACAAUACCUCUUUCACAUCGAUACAGAAAGAUCACAAUAUAAGCAACAUCUCUGCGAGUACUUUGAAGAGAUGAUUGGAGAUUGAGAUCACUAUCUUCACACCAAGAAGAACAUCUUUGAACAUCUUAUAGAUACCCCAUGAUACCUAGUAACGGUAUAAUGCAGGAAUUUAUCGGACCUUGUGCCCCUUUAUGGUGCUGGGUUUUUUGUUUCCUGCUAGAGAAACAUAGUGUUGUUUACUACAUCCUCUUCCAUUUUCCAUAUGGGUGGAUGUUAUGCUUCAACGCGACAAUCAAUACUGUUGGUUCUUCAAAAUCCUUCAAAGUAGUGACGUGAAGGUUCGCGGAUAAAAACCACUCCAACGUUGCGUCUUAGCAUCACGAGUUAUCAUGAGUUAUAAUAGACAGCUCAUCUUCACUCACUGUGGUCGACUGUACUCGUAGCCCUAAGAAUCUUUGAAAAGAUAGCUGAGUUUCACUGAAAAGAUAAUUCAGUCUCACUCCAACCAAGGAAUCCCAAAUCAUUCCCACCAGUUACUCCCGGUCGUCCUUCAAUCCUUCCCACCAGGUAUUCCUUGUCCUUCAAUCAUUCCCACCAGUUAUUCCUGGUCCUUCAAUCAUUCCCACCAGUUAUUCCUGGUCCUUCCUCGACUGCCUCUACGUUUCGAAGCGACUUCCAAGACCCCGCUUAG
Molecule: messenger RNA, 5702 nt
Organism: Amoebophrya sp. A25
Lineage: Eukaryota; Dinophyceae; Syndiniales; Amoebophryaceae
Source: the annotation of a GenBank genome assembly